AUGUCUUUCCUCAUCCGUCAAUUUCAACCGCUAAGAAGUGCAAGAAUUGGUAUCACACCUUAUCUUACAUCUCCUAUACGCAACUUUUCAAUUUCCAGACCUAUAAUGUUUCAAGUCGGUGACAGCAUCAAGACUGGCCUUCCAGGCAUUUUUGAAAACUCUCCAGGUAACUACGUUGACAUCGGCAAAGAAGUCGCUAAGGGCAAGUACGUCAUUGUCGGUUUGCCAGCUGCUUUUUCUCCAGCUUGCACCUCCUCUCACGUGCCAGGUUACGCUGAACAUUUGAAAGACUUGGAAGCCAAGGGAGUCAAGGGGGUGUUCAUCGUCCCAGUCAACGACCCAUUUGUCACCAAGGCUUGGGCCGACUCCUUGAACGUUCCAAAGGGCAUCAGAAUCUUGGCUGACACCCGUGGUGCCUUCGCCGAGUCCGGUGGUGCUUUGUUUGACUCCGAAGAAGUCUUCGGUAACAAGCGUUCUGGUCGUUACGCCAUUAUCGUCGACGACGGUGUUGUCAGCAAGGUCUUCGAGGAACCAGACAAGACUGGCCUAAAGGUUUCCUCUGCUGAAAACGUCUUGAAGGCUUUGUAA
Lachancea mirantina is the source of this 588-nucleotide messenger RNA. Lineage: Eukaryota; Fungi; Ascomycota; Saccharomycetes; Saccharomycetales; Saccharomycetaceae. The record is from the annotation of a GenBank genome assembly.